GUCCCUGACUACAUAUAUAUAUUUAGUGCAAGCGAUACCAGGAGCUAAGGUCACGUGGUUCACCCAUCGUGUAUUUCAUGCUGAUCAUUUCAACCCGUGCGGUUGAUCCAUUCGGAAGUGUUAGGAGUUUCUCGAAAAUUACUUCAUUCUAAACUAAAAACUUAAGAUAAUUCUCGGAUGGUCUGGCAUCGCAAAUCGAGUACGCAGUUAAUUUUGUGCUCUUCUCACGAGGAAUAUGUAUACUGUAUCAAAAGGACCUAGCAAAAUUGUCGCCAAGACACGAAGAGGUACUAGUAUCCGAAGAAUCAGUCAAAAUCUCGAAAGGCUGGAAACCUUGCGCGAUUUAACGAGAAAAGCGGAUCCCGAUGAUGACCACGAGACCACCCGCCAUGUGCCCAAGCCAGUCUUUCACAUGAAUGGAAAAUCUAAACUCAAUUCACAAAGGCAUCAAAUGCAAGAAGUUAUUACACCACAACAUGAGGAACUUAUUAAAUUUGUUUAUGAAUCAUGGAAUCAAGUGAAUACAAGGCAAAGAAGCGAAUCUUCAGAUGGUUCAGAUUGUUCAGAACCCUCCAGUCCUAAUUCUAUAGUAUACUAUAAUGAUGGUGAACCAAAUGAUAAUCUACAAGACUUUAAACCAUUCGAUUUGGAAUCUUGGUGGGGUAAACGAUUAUUUAACAAUAUUACAAAAUCGCUUUGAGAAAAAGAGAAACUUAUAAAAGUUAUGAAGAUAAAUCUUGAAGUAGUACAGAAUGGCAGACAGUGCAACAAAUUAGCCUGCAUUGUGUUUUAAAUGCAAUAUAAAAAUCAAUGAAUAAUUGCAUAGUGUUAAACUGGAAGUAUAGAAAUGAACUUGGUUUGCUGAUUAUUAUAGAACUACAAUUGAUGAAUUUAAAGCCUCAUGUAAUACACAUACAACAUAUUCAUUGCAAUGAAUUAUACAUUUUUUUCAUGAAAUUAUAAACAAAAUUUUUUAAUAUAUGUGAAUCAACAAGGUUAAACUUAAUCACAACAAAUUUUAUACACACGUAUACAUACUAUACAUACGCAUGAUAGUAUUCCUUUUUGUUUUUUAAUUUUAAAGAAUCCAUGCUAACAAUGAUUUGCAUUGCAUGAAUAUGCAUUUUUAUCAACAGUGUUAUUGAAUACGUGAUGCAACAAUAUAAAUUGAACAUUUUUUAAAUAUUGCUUCGUAUUACUAAAGAUACUCCGAUUUUAAGCAGUGUAAAAGUGUACAGAAACUUUUUUUAAAUAUAAAAAAAGUGCGGAAUUCGAUUUAUAUAAAGAAAUUAACGAAAUACAAAAUAUUGUCAUCAAUCUCGUCAUUACGAAACGAUUAGAAGUUUUUAAAAUAAUGAAAGGUGAAAAUAUAGCUGAUAAAUGCAUACCAAAUAGAGUUAAGUAUAUACAGCAAUCGCUGCGUGGUAUGAAUGCAGCGUGAAAAUAAUGGAUUUUUAAUCAUAGAGUGAUGUACAUAUUACAUGCAUUGUUUGUGGGAAUGCAUGAUACUUUGCUGAUAUUGUUAUGACAACUGUAUCUAAAUACUUUUAUGUAAACAAAAAGUUUAGUAUAACUUUGUAGACUGAUAAUGUUUAAGAUUGUCAUACGAUCAACAGACAAGAAGAAGCUUGUCGCUAAUGUACUUGCAAGCUUUGCUUACAAAAUGUUUAUUUCACGUUGAUCUCGAUUAAUCUUUGCUAAGUUCUGUGCAUUGUUUAAGUUAUAUUUGCACACAACAACUUUAUGAGUAAAGAGUUGGGCGUGAAAUGAAUAUAUUAACAAGUAGAGCUUGCAAAGGUAGUCAAAAUGUAGUGCAAUAUUUGGCCAUACAAGGCUGAAUUAUGCAAUUAUAAGUAAAUACAUCUUUAUAUAUA
This is a messenger RNA of Hylaeus anthracinus, 1874 nucleotides long. Its product is annotated as mapk-regulated corepressor-interacting protein 1-like. Bases 236 to 700 code for a protein of 154 amino acids. The transcript is spliced from 6 exons. The record is from RefSeq and is a predicted model, not a curated record. Lineage: Eukaryota; Metazoa; Arthropoda; Insecta; Hymenoptera; Colletidae.